UGUGCUGGGUGCUAUCGGCUCGGUCUGCUGCGUUAAGGUUCCCUGGUUGUGUCUGGGCGAAGGUCUGGUAGUUCAGACAACAGCCAUGUACUGUCUGCAAUGGCUGAUCCCGGUGCUGCUCAUUCCGAAGCCCCUGAACCCGGCCAUGCUGCACAACCACAUCAUGUUCGUCGUGCUCUACCUGAUUGGCUUCUUCCUAGAGAAGAAGCCAUGCACCAUCUGCAGUCUGGUCUUCUUUGCCGCCGUCCUGCUCAUCUGCUAUUCCGGCAUCGGCAACUGCAUUUUCUGGAGCAGCAACUGUGACUCGGUGUCAUGCGACAACGGCUAACGCGCCGGCCGCCCCGCCCCGCCAACGCAGCCAAAGGCGUUGACGGGCAUGGCGCCCUCAGACUCCGACAGUUGUGAUACUCUGUGUGCUGUGUGACGGGUGGGUCUGCGCGCCGCCCAGCGUGUGUCGCCCGGGUGGGCGCGUGCGCACGCGGGCCUCGGUCGCCGCGCGGCGUUCAGGAGGCGGGGAGAGCGCUUCUCGGGCUGGUAGAACGGGUGAGGUGGGUCAGCUCGAGCGGGAUGCCAGCCGUUGUGCCGCUCGGACGGCGGGAUGUAGCUGACCAGGCACGUUGACGUGGUGUCGUGGCUCUGAUAGUGCGUCUCGUCGGUGGCAGCGAGCGGGUCGAGCCCGCCGUGCGCUCGGCGCGCGCCGACCUUCUUGGCCGGCCGACGGCAACCCGUGCCAGUCCCAGUAGCGCUCCGCGCUGCGCUGUCGGCCAGCUGGUGGCCGCCGCCACAGGCGCUGCUUCCGGUCUGAAGGGCGCCAGCCGGGCCCAGAUCCGGGCCGGUCUCUGCCGGUGUGUCGGGCGGAGCGGUGACGACCGUCGGCCGGGAGUCGGGCACCCCGCUCACGGAGGUGCUGCCGGGGCGCCGCGCCGUCUGACUCCGUC
Pollicipes pollicipes is the source of this 938-nucleotide messenger RNA. It is a transcript of the gene bc10, whose product is annotated as BLCAP apoptosis inducing factor bc10. NCBI's taxonomy places the organism in Eukaryota, Metazoa, Arthropoda, Thecostraca, Pollicipedomorpha, Pollicipedidae. The coding region runs from base 86 to 328 and encodes 80 amino acids. The record is from RefSeq and is a predicted model, not a curated record. The transcript has 2 exons.